AUGGUUCAGUGCACUAUGUGUAAAAAAUACUUUAUACAUAGCUGCGUUGAUCUUACUACGGCUGAGGUUAGAUCAAUAAAAACCAAACAAAACAUCAACUGGACUUGCUCAAGAUGUCCUGGAGUUGGUGAAAGCAUUUCUGAACUAAAGUCCCUAAUUCUAACCCUUCAAGAGGAAAUUAAAACGCUCAGGUGUAACAAUGAAACCAAAUUAAAGUUUGAAGAAGUCAUACAAGAGCUGACUGAUCGCAACCGCCGAAAGAGUAAUAUUAUGGUAUAUGGUUUAACAGAAGAUAAGGAAAGCAGUAAGGAUGAACAAAAAAGACUAGAUCAAACUAAAAUAAAAGAAGUGUUAAAUUUCCUAGAGAUUAAUACUGAUAAUGUACAAAUAAAGCCAAUUAGACUCGGCACGGAGAACGAUUAUUUUGGUCCAUAG
Molecule: messenger RNA, 435 nt
Organism: Brassicogethes aeneus
Lineage: Eukaryota; Metazoa; Arthropoda; Insecta; Coleoptera; Nitidulidae
Source: the annotation of a GenBank genome assembly